AUGGUGCGCGUCGUCAACCACGCCGCGACGAUGCUCGACCAGGCGCUGCGCGGCUGCGCGGACGCGCAGCACGCGUCUGCGGCGCUGACGAAGCACGUCCGCGGCGCGAAGAACGCGAUCAACACCCCGGCGUUCUCCGCGGGCGCGUCCUCGUCUUCUGUGAUGCUUCGCGCGAAAGCCACGACACGACCGAUCAUCGAGGCGAAGCAGCGCGCGAAGGACCUCGCGGGACUCGCGCGCGCGGUCGAGACCGCGGUCGCCGCGGCCGUCGCGGAGUCCGUCGUCGCGGCGGAGAGAGCGCGAGGCGGCCCGCCCGCGGCGAAGAUGGCCUCCGCGCUCGUGCGCAUCGCCUCCCCGGCGUCCUCCCCGUCCAAGACGGCCAGAAAAACCAAAGCGAUCCGCGGCCGCGACGACGACGACGACGACGGCGCCCUAACGCUGCCGAUGACGGCGUUAUACGACGAGAACGAUCCGUACGCGUCGCCGCCGGUGAAGAGCGUGGGUCGCGCGCCGGGGAAGCCGAUGACCGAGGCGAAGGUGCAGACGUUGACCGUCUACCUCGUCCGGCCGCGCGCGGCGGCGGCGGAGGCGGCGGGAAAGGACGCCGCAACGGACCCGGAGACGCCCGCGGCGUUCGCGCGGCCGCUGUCGUCGCGCCGACCGAAACCGACGCCGUUCACGUUCAAGCGCGUCGCGAACGAUCCGGACGGCGCCGCCGCGCUCGGGGAGCUGUUCCCUCGCAUCGCGGACGCGCUUCGAAUGGCGACGCCCGUGUCGGGCGUGUACGGGUACGGCGACGAAAAGAAGAAACGGUCGGUGUGCGACUUCACGCACGGGGAGACGGUGGUCGCGAGGACCGCGGGGGAUAAGUCGUACGCGACGACGACGACGACGACGACUGCGGCGAAGAAGGCGGGUCCUCCUGUGUUUAAAACGCCCGGGUUUGGGGCGUUACAAAGGCCAACCUCGGCGCGACGAACGGCGAUCGACGCGCUCGCGGCGCCGUCGCCGCGGAAAUCGCGCGCGGUGAUCACCCUCCAGCCGACCUCGCGCGGCGGCGACCCCGGCGGCGGCGAGAAGAAAUCGAUGAAGCGAUGGCCCGUGCUCACGUGCGUCAUCCCGUCCUGCUGCGAGUCCCUCGCGGACGCGUACGAACGCGUCAGCGACGUGAUUCUCCUCUCAGGCCGAGCGUCGACGCGCGUCCAAAAACUCUACGACGCCGCCGGGAAACCGAUCGAGAGCCUGGAACAACUCGCGGACGGCGAGCUGAUCCUGUACCGGUGCGCCGCGCAGGUCGACCCCGGGUCGACGCGCGCGAGAGACCACGAGCCGAGGCUGCGGACGCGCGAGCGCGAGCGACGGCGCGCGGCGUCGUUGGCGGAGCCGAGAGCCGGCGCGGGCGGCGGCGGCGCCGCCGCCGCCGGCGCGGGAUUCUUCGAGGUGACCGUCGACCGCGUCGCCUCCGCGGGCGGCGGCGCCGGCGCCGCGGCGUCGUCCGCGUCGUCGACGGCGCCCAUCGCGCUGCGCGUCCCGGACGCCGUCCACGGCUGGAGCCUCCGCACGCUCAAGAAGAAGAUGGCGCGCGCGGCGAAGCUCGCGAGCGACGAAGAGAUCGUCGCGAUUUGGAUCGAGGACGUCGGCGGCCAAGAGCUCGAGUUCGCGUCGCAACUGGUGCGGGACCAGCGGUUGGUGUACGCGUGCGAGGGCGACGCGUUACCGCCGGGGAUCGAGAUCAAGAGCGCGGCGACGGCGAGGGAGAAGAACGGCGGCGGCGGCGGCGGCGGCGCGGAGAUCGCCGAGAAGCGCAUCGAGCGCACGAAACCGUCCGCAGCCUCGCGGCCGUCUUCGAGCCGACGACUCGGGUACGAGCCGCCGCCGCCGCUCCCGGAGGACCUCCGCGAGCUCGGGUGGACGGACCGCGUGCCGUAUCAGCCGAGACCGCGCCGCCCGCUGAGCGCGCCCCCGGCGUCGUACAAGAAGAAGCGGGCUGAGGCGGCGCGGCGCGCGGCGGCGGGUGUCGCGGCGUCGACGGCUGGAACCGGCGACAGCGGCGACGGCGGCGGCGACGGAGGGGCGUGGGCCGGCGUCACGGACGGCGCGCGCGAGGACGCCGACGACGAAGCGGAGGCGCUCGCCGCGAGCGUCGCCGCGAGCGUGCGAGCGGACGCGGCGGCGGCGGACGCGGCGGCGGCGGCGGACGCGUAUUUAAACCUCGACGACGGGCGAUGA
This is a messenger RNA of Micromonas pusilla CCMP1545, 2229 nucleotides long. RefSeq lists its product as uncharacterized. The record is from RefSeq and is a predicted model, not a curated record. NCBI's taxonomy places the organism in Eukaryota, Viridiplantae, Chlorophyta, Mamiellophyceae, Mamiellales, Mamiellaceae. The transcript is spliced from 4 exons. The coding region runs from base 1 to 2229 and encodes 742 amino acids.